AAGCACUUCUCUCUCAAAUCUCUCUCUAAAUUUAUUGUGUUUAUUGAUCUAUUUUUUUCCAGGUUUUUUGACAAAUAGAUAAAUAAAUAACACCAGAUUAUUUGUUUUCCAAUUGGUUUUGACUCGUCGACUCAUGACUCGGCGAUGCUCGCAUUGCAGCAACAACGGCCACAACUAUCGCACGUGUCCCACGCGCGGUGGUGGCGGAAACGGCGGGAUUAGGGGCGGAGGAGUGAAGCUAUUCGGUGUCCGUCUGACGGAUGGCUCGAUAAUAAAAAAGAGUGCGAGUAUGGGAAAUUUGUCGUCGGCGCACUACCAUAGCUCGUCAUCAGCCGCCGCUUCGCCUAAUCAUGACUCUCCUUUAUCCGAUCACGUUCGUGACCCGAACAACGAGCCCGACGGCUACCUCUCUGAUGACCCCGCCGUGCACGUCUCAAACAAUUGUCGUGGAGAAAGAAAGAAAGGUACCCCAUGGACCGAAGAGGAACAUCGGCUCUUUCUAGUUGGCCUCCAGAAAUUAGGGAAAGGGGACUGGCGGGGAAUAGCUCGGAAUUUUGUGGUGUCAAGGACACCUACUCAGGUAGCAAGUCACGCCCAGAAGUAUUUCAUCCGUCAGAGUAAUUUUAGCCGAAGAAAGAGACGUUCAAGCCUUUUCGACAUGGUUCCGGAUGACAUGGCUACGGAUACACCCACAGUGCCGGAAGAGCACGUUUUGUUGCCUUCUUCACGGGUAGAAGAAGUUGACGAUGCAAAUUCGAUACCUUCAUUAAACCUCUCUCUCAACUCAGAAUUCGAGCACGGAGAAGAAACUAUGGUGAGAUCAAGUGGAUUGACACCUAUGGUCCAUGGUUUCUUUCCACCUUACGUACCUAUUCCCUACCCCUUUUGGCCGCCGAAUCCAGCCCCUCCAAAUGAAGAUAAGGGCAUAGGAGCAACUCAACAUCAGGUACUGAAGCCGAUCCCAUUGCUUCCCAAAGAACCCGUCAACGUAGACGAACUAGUCGGUAUGUCUCGGCUUAGCAUCGGAGGGGCCGAGAGUGGCCACAGAGAGCCUUCACCACUAUCCUUGAAACUACUACUUGGCGAACCAUCGCGACAAUCAGCAUUUCAUGCAAAUGCACCACCUGGUGGCAAGGAUUUGAGCAAUGGUAAGACCAGUGCCAUUCAAGCAGUCUUACUCUAAACUCGGAAAUGCAGAGAAGGAAGACGGUACAGCUACAUCUUGUUUAGGUUAAUCUUUUCAACAUUUACGAUAUUUACUUUAGUUGUACUAUUUGUUACGGUAUGAAAUUUGAAGGUCCUUACAAUAUAGGGUAAGAGCAGUUUAUAUUUCCGCUCUGCUAAACUUUUAACUUUUCAGAGUAUACAGCUUGUGACAACUUUAAUUUCA
Messenger RNA from Hibiscus syriacus, 1390 nucleotides. Its product is annotated as transcription factor MYBS3-like. Gene Ontology annotation, biological process: response to gibberellin; response to auxin; response to ethylene. NCBI's taxonomy places the organism in Eukaryota, Viridiplantae, Streptophyta, Magnoliopsida, Malvales, Malvaceae. Bases 134 to 1183 code for a protein of 349 amino acids. The record is from RefSeq and is a predicted model, not a curated record. The transcript is spliced from 3 exons. Gene Ontology annotation, molecular function: DNA binding.